Messenger RNA from Psylliodes chrysocephalus, 318 nucleotides. The record is from the annotation of a GenBank genome assembly. NCBI's taxonomy places the organism in Eukaryota, Metazoa, Arthropoda, Insecta, Coleoptera, Chrysomelidae.
AUGGAGGUAGUAAAAGCGUUAUAUUUUGAUGGACGAAAGGAUACAUCCCUGACACACUUUAAAAAGGGUGAUAAGUAUUACUAUAGUACCAUUACAGAGGAGCAUAUAUCCUUGGUAAAAGAGCCAGGUUCCAUUUACCUCGGCCAGUUAGCCGUAUCGGCUGGAUCAGCUGUCGUCAUCAAAGAUACCAUAUUGGAUUUCUUUAAUAGAAAAGAAAUAUCGAUUAAAUCGUUAAUAGCAGUUGGAUGUGAUGGCACUAUCGUCAACACAGAAACAAACGCAGGAUUAAUAAGACUCCUAGAAAUUGCCCUAAAUUGA